This is a messenger RNA of Gloeophyllum trabeum ATCC 11539, 513 nucleotides long. RefSeq lists its product as uncharacterized. The transcript is spliced from 2 exons. The coding region runs from base 1 to 513 and encodes 170 amino acids. NCBI's taxonomy places the organism in Eukaryota, Fungi, Basidiomycota, Agaricomycetes, Gloeophyllales, Gloeophyllaceae. The record is from RefSeq and is a predicted model, not a curated record.
AUGCCCGCCGCUAUCGUCAACCGAGGCGCCAACCUCCCAACUACCUUGGAGGCUUGCCAUCAGCGCAUCGCUCAGCUCGAGGAGACCAAUUAUAUUCAGUUCGUCACGCUUGAAAACACGCACGGUGACCUUGAAGAGGCUCGUCACUCGAUCCACCUAUGCCGGCGCCGCUAUCAGUACAAUACCCAGCACCAAGAUAUUCAGUGCUGCGAGGAGGGACACGAAUCGAAUAGCGGCCCCCGCAGGAACUCAGGAGGGAAGAGGUUUCGCAAGCCCGACGGGGGAUUCAACGAGCCCGAGCAUCUGCCCAAAUGUACGUCCUCAUCCCUUCGACCUUCGGACGCAAGGGACGACCGUGACAGGCGGCCAGUCUCCAACCCGCCGGAGGAUCGACGACUUUGGACGCCGGGACGACAGGAGUCUUCUGCGCCUGAGCAACGCUCCGCUGAUAAGCCUCAGGAUCGUCUGACCCCCGAAAACGCGGACUCAGCGCAUCGCUUCUAUGGGCUCUAA